Messenger RNA from Eurytemora carolleeae, 1026 nucleotides. RefSeq lists its product as uncharacterized. Bases 251 to 730 code for a protein of 159 amino acids. The transcript is spliced from 2 exons. The record is from RefSeq and is a predicted model, not a curated record. Lineage: Eukaryota; Metazoa; Arthropoda; Copepoda; Calanoida; Temoridae.
CUGGCUUAACAAAUGAUGAGAAGAGAGAGGUCACAGAGAUGGGUACAUUUAUCAGUCUGUUUUAUGCAGAAUGGUUCUUGAGAGCUGAAAUAUCUAACAUAGCUCCAGCUCAGGAUAUUAAAGCUCUCUGGCAGAUGAGCAGAUUUAAGGAGUUUAACCUAGACUCUGCAAUCUGCAUCAACAACAAUAACAUUCUUACUUCGACCCAGUUGGUAUCUGGAUCCAGCAGUAGUUGUUUUUGCUUUGGCUGAUGAAGAAUAUCCUAACAGAGGGGAAAAUGACCAAGAAGCUAUUUUCUCUACCUCGUCCAGAGGAAUUUCCUCUGGAUAAGCAAGUAGUGAAUAAAGAAGUUCUUCUAAGUCUUAACUAUUCUGACAAAGAGCCCCCAAGUCUGACACCCCUGAUAACAGGACAGUCAUGGAUGAUCUUUGACAUGCUUAAACAUAACAGGGCUGAGAUCCAGUGGAUGAAACUUCCUCCUGAGUUCUUGAAUACCAAUGAUUUCUACUGUGAGUUAACUGCUUUCAUCAAGAAUAUAGCAGUAGUAAAUGAUGCAACUGAAAGAGCUAUAAAGCUUGUGCAAGAGCUGAUUGACACAGCAAGAUCAGAAGAAAAACGGCAGGACAACUUUCUGUUUUCCAAUGUCUACAAACGAAACCGUAAGGGUCGAAAGAAGACUGACUAUAAAGCUGCAGCUCUUAAGGGCAUAGCUGAAGAUGCUAUUGAGUAGAAGUUAGGACUCAACCCUGAUGACUCUGUUUUUUAAUCACUGAUGGAAAUUUUUUAUAUUUAUUGAAGAGUUAUCUUCUAAAAGAUCAAACCUGAAAAUUUCCAUUUUCGUGUUUUUUUUUUGAAAAUCUACAUUUUUAAUAUUUUAUUUUUAAUAAGAGGGUUUAGAUAUCAAGAAGAGUGGUUUUUUAUAUGUUAGUAUACAUUAUGUAGAUAACAGAGGAAGAAAAAAAAUGAAGAUUGCUUGUUGUCUAAGGUCCCUGCUCAGGCUUUAAAAAAUGGUAAAAAUCGCAAAAA